AACAGGCCCAGGAAGUCCCGGGUGGGGUAGGCGUCGCACCCGGAAGUUAAGCGGCGGAGCGGCAGGGCGCGCGGCUAGAGCCCGGAGAAUCCCACUUGUUCGGGACCGAACCACCUCCUCGGGUCGGCGCUGCGGGCUAGAGCCGGCCUGAGUGAUCAUGGCCCUUUCUGUGGAGACCGAGUCACACAUAUACCGAGCUCUGCGCACUGCCUCCGGGGCUGCUGCCCACCUUGUGGCCCUGGGCUUCACCAUCUUUGUGGCAGUACUUGCCAGGCCUGGCUCCAGUCUCUUCUCCUGGCACCCUGUGCUUAUGUCUUUGGCUUUCUCUUUCCUGAUGACCGAGGCACUGCUGGUGUUCUCUCCUGAGAGUUCGUUGCUGCGCUCCCUUUCACGGAAGGGCCGAGUGCGUUGCCACUGGGUUCUGCAGCUGCUGGCCUUGCUGUGUGCAUUGCUGGGCCUGGGCCUUGUCAUCCUCCACAAGGAACAGCUUGGCAAGGCCCACCUGGCCACGUGGCAUGGGCGGGCAGGGCUGCUGGCUGUGCUGUGGGCAGGGCUGCAGUGCUCGGGUGGGGUGGGGCUGCUCUACCCCAAAUUGCUGCCUCGAUGGCCCCUGGCCAAGCUUAAGCUGUACCAUGCCACUUCAGGGUUGGUGGGCUACCUUCUGGGGGGUGCCAGCCUCUUGUUGGGCAUGUGCUCACUCUGGUUCACUGCCACAGUCACCGGUGGGGUCUGGUACCUGGCUGUGCUUUGCCCUGUCGUUACCAGCUUGGUCAUUAUGAAUCAGGUGAGCAACGCCUACCUGUACCGCAAGAGGAUCCAGCCGUGAACUCUUCCCAGCCUUGGGAAAGCCUGGAUUUGCCCCUCAGCGUGAGAGCCGGGUUUGAGACCACCUGGACUCUCUCAGCUCGCUCAUGGGACACCUCAGGCACUGGGGCAGCCGGAGUCCUGUGUGUGACAUUGUUACUUGCUCCUCAUGCUGCAGUACCUCCCCUUUCCUUCUUUCUCUACCGUCCCAGAGAAGUUUAUGGAUCAUGUGCCUGGAUGAAGUUGGGGUUGCAAGACUGCGCCCCACCCCCAGCAACUCAACUUUUGCUGGUAUGUCCAGAAAUUACAGAAGAAAGUAAAAUAAAGUGAAAAAAAAAAA
Cervus elaphus (red deer) is the source of this 1144-nucleotide messenger RNA. RefSeq names its product transmembrane reductase CYB561D2. The record is from RefSeq and is a predicted model, not a curated record. Gene Ontology annotation, cellular component: endoplasmic reticulum. The transcript is spliced from 4 exons. The coding region runs from base 158 to 826 and encodes 222 amino acids. Lineage: Eukaryota; Metazoa; Chordata; Mammalia; Artiodactyla; Cervidae. Gene Ontology annotation, molecular function: transmembrane monodehydroascorbate reductase activity.